AUGAAAUCGUUAUCAGUUGGCACCGUCUUCGCAACAUACAAACAUGGCGACACUGAAUUUUCUGAUGUAUUCAGUUUUUGUAUGGUCUUGUUUAUGUAUUUACGUCAGCAAAGGAAAAGAUGUUGACAAGCGCUUUAUGUUUGGUAACCAAUACCACUGGGGUCAAUGGAAUGCUUACACGACGUGUGAUGACUGUAUCAAAGGAAGCAAGACACGUCAGCGUUAUUGUUACGAUGGCAACAAUCAGUACGUGCACGGAAGUUUCUGUAACGACUACGCUAUUGAGUUUACUCCCUGUCUACCGGGUGACUGCAAUAAUAAUGCUUGUGUGGACACAUACACACAAGGGUGCCAGUUUUCAUACUGCAGAGAUUAUGCAGAAUGGACGAAGACGUAUUGUAAAAAGACAUGCGGAUUAUGUUCCACUGCGCCAGUUAUAAACGGAAAUUGGGGAGCCUGGAGUCGGUACAGCGCAUGCAGCCACUCAUGCGGGACAGGAACAAUGACACGCUACAGAAACUGUAACAACCCGCCUCCUUCCGUAGGUGGAUACGGUUGCAGUGGCAUCAGUCAACAGACAGCAGCCUGCAACAUCCGUCCGUGCUCAGUCGAUGGUGCUUGGAGUGGAUGGACCACGUGGUCUACAUGUUCUCAAACAUGUGGCAUUGGAGUUAUAUCACGGGACCGGGCAUGCAACAAUCCAGUGCCUUCUGGGAGUGGAGCGUCAUGUUCCGGUAAUCACACGGAGACGCACGAAUGCAGCGAAGGACCAUGUUCCGAAUGGUCUCAUUGGUUUGAAGGAGACUGUUCUACAUCUUGUGGUAAUGGAACUAUGGAACGACUACGUCACUGCAGCACAGGCCGGGAUACAGACUGUACUGGCGUAGCCUAUGAGAUGGUUCCCUGUACAAAUGUUGAAUGUAUAUAAAAUAAAUCUGACACCAGA
This is a messenger RNA of Mercenaria mercenaria, 946 nucleotides long. Its product is annotated as coadhesin-like. Lineage: Eukaryota; Metazoa; Mollusca; Bivalvia; Venerida; Veneridae. The transcript has 8 exons. The record is from RefSeq and is a predicted model, not a curated record. The coding region runs from base 44 to 928 and encodes 294 amino acids.